Penicillium atrosanguineum is the source of this 435-nucleotide messenger RNA. RefSeq lists its product as uncharacterized. The transcript is spliced from 2 exons. The coding region runs from base 1 to 435 and encodes 144 amino acids. NCBI's taxonomy places the organism in Eukaryota, Fungi, Ascomycota, Eurotiomycetes, Eurotiales, Aspergillaceae. The record is from RefSeq and is a predicted model, not a curated record.
AUGUCAGCUUUGCCAAUUAUUGCCUGUGGCAGCACCAACCCGCAAGUUUUCAACGCUGUCAAACCUCUUUACUUGCCCGAGUACGAAAUUAUACAUAAUGUCACCAGCAGUGCCUCUGGAGCAGUCGAAAUACCCCUCAUGCUGCAAGGGCAGGCCCCUCCCAUUGCCGAAGAGCCCAAUCGUGGCACCAUGGACUAUUCCAGGCCGCCCGUGGCUGUGUUUGUAGGGGCUUUAUACGGCGAUGCGGAAUUCGACGAGAUGCGCCAGGCGUGCCGAGGACUCAGUUCCGUCCCUUGGUUAAAGAUAGACAUGACUAUAGAGAGACCUGCUCUAGGGCCUGGCUAUGCCGAGCAUAUCGUCAAUAGAAUUAAGACAUGUAUGGAGAAGAUCAAAGCUGAGGGCAAGUUGGAGCAGGAUGGUGUUUGGCUUUACUGA